Pseudophryne corroboree (corroboree frog) is the source of this 2967-nucleotide messenger RNA. RefSeq names its product round spermatid basic protein 1 like (gene RSBN1L). Bases 30 to 2531 code for a protein of 833 amino acids. Lineage: Eukaryota; Metazoa; Chordata; Amphibia; Anura; Myobatrachidae. The record is from RefSeq and is a predicted model, not a curated record. Gene Ontology annotation, cellular component: nucleus. The transcript has 8 exons.
UGUGCCGUCGCGCCAUUGGUCAAGCUCGGAUGGCCCCGCCCACUGCUCCCUGGCAGCUCGGCGGCGGAGUCUGGGCAUCGCAGGAGCCCAAAAUGGCGGAGCUGUGGCACAGUGUCCGUGCUGCGCCAGCUGACAAGCACGAAGCGCUGCCGAGAGCCAGGGAGGUUAUGGUGGUGAGGGCGGGCGCGGAGGUGAAGCCUCCCCCGUCCUCCUCCAGCAGUGGCGCUCGCCGCGAUCUGCAUCCCGCCAAGAAGAUCCGGACAGAGGAGAAGGGCUUCAAGCCUAAGCGUGUGAAUGGCGAGGGCGGAGGGGGCGGGAGCAACCGGUCAGGACCGGGGUACGGCGCCUCGGCGACAUGGAGCUUCCCAGUGGUGGCCGGCGGCAGCCCAUGCCUCGCCCCGCCCGCCUCGUCCAGCUCCCCGCAACCAACGCCGCCUGCCCGCCUCGUAGCCGCUGACAGACCGAGGAAGCCUAGCGACAGACGCGACAAGGAGAGGAGGAAGCAGCGCGACCGAUGUGCGGAGAAUAACGGCGAGGUGGCGGCUGGGAGCGGGGGAAUCCCCGGCCUUCCCGGCGCCCCGCCGCCCGCUGCUGUCAGAGGUGAAAUAAAAGAAAAAAUCAAGACUAAAGAUAAGGAGAAACUGAAGGAAAAGAAGAAACAUAAACUAAUGAACGAAUCCAAGAAGGAGAAUGGAGAAGUCAAAUUAUCACAGAAAGGUUCAAAUGAGAAACCAAAACCAAACACUGAAGAAUUGCAAAUUAAAAAGGUUAAGAAAAAAAAGAAAAAGAAACACAAAGAGGGUGAAAAACACAAACAACCGAAAAUGUACAGCAAAUCAAUUCAGACUAUCUGCUCAGGACUGGUCUCUGACGUGGGGAAAUAUGAAAACCAGGAAGCCAAAGUAGAAAUAGAUGACCGUUUUAAGGACUUGGUUGUGAAAUUAGAAGAAAAGAAAGAGACAAAAGAGCAUGAAUUUCCAUUUGUCUCCCUGAAGGAACCUCGGGUUCAGCACAAGCUGAAGCGGUUGGACUCUUUGGAAUUCAAGCACCUCAUCCAUGUAGAGCACCAACCUAAUGGUGGAGCAUCUUUGAUACAUGCAUACAACAGUGAACUUUCUCACCUGUCUCCUAUGGAGAUGGAAAGGUUUACUGAGGAAUUUGUGGGGCUGAUCUUCAGUGAAAAUGAGAACUGUGCAGCUUAUUAUGUGAUGGGGAUUGUACAUGGGGCAGCUACUUAUUUACCUGAUUUCUUGGAUUACUUUUCCUUUAAUUUUCCCAACUCCCCAGUUAAAAUGGAGAUCUUGGGGAAGAAAGACAUUGAGACAACAACCAUUUCAAACUUCCAUGCUCAGGUAAAGAGGACGUAUUCUCAUGGUACAUAUAGAGCAGGUGCAAUGAGGCAGAUCAGCCUGGUUGGGGCAGUUGAUGAGGAAGUGGGGGAUUAUUUCCCAGAAUUCCUGGACAUGUUAGAAGAGUCCCCUUUCCUGAAGUGCACAUUGCCUUGGGGGACUCAAUCAAGCCUUCAGCUUAAGAGCCGCAAAGAGAGUGAUGAUGGUCCCAUCAUGUGGGUGCGUCCUGGAGAACAGAUGAUUCCUGUGGCUGAUAUGCCAAAGUCUCCUUUUAAAAGAAAAAGUAUGUUUCAUUUCUCUUCUUCCAGAACUACCAAUGAAAUAAAAAACCUGCAGUACCUACCUCGAGCUAGUGAGCCUCGGGAAAUGCUUUUUGAAGAUAGGACAAGAGCACAUGCUGAUCACAUAGGACAAGGCUUUGAGCGUCAGACGACAGCUGCAGUAGGUGUGCUGAAGGCUGUGCAUUGUGGCGAGUGGAAUGACCAGCCUCGGAUAACCAAAGAUGUAAUAUGUUUUCAUGCUGAAGAUUUCUUAGAGGUGGUACAAAGACUACAGCUAGACUUACAUGAACCUCCACUAUCCCAGUGUGUGCAGUGGAUUGACGACGCAAAGCUCAACCAGCUGCGAAGAGAAGGCAUUCGCUACGCUAGGAUUCAGCUAUAUGAUGAUGACAUCUACUUUAUUCCACGAAAUGUUGUGCAUCAGUUCAAGACCGUUUCAGCUGUCUGUAGUCUGGCCUGGCAUAUCCGACUCAAGACGUACCACCCAGAAGUGGCACAGAAGAAAACUAAUUUGGAAGAAAAUGUUAUAGUGGAACUGAAACCAGACAUUGGAAAAGAAGGCAAUACAUUCAGUACAGCAAGCACGCAUAUGUCUCACGUGCAGUUUUCUGACAUUUGGCAGUUACGGGACCUUCAGCAAAAAACACAGCAAGUAAAACAGGAACCGGUUUCACCCCACCAAAUUAGUGACAAUAUUAAUCUUCCAAGUAUUUCCACUGCACCCACAGAAUGUCAGACAUAUAAGGUAAAAACUGAUCAUGUUAAGGACUCACAAGGAAAGACUGGGAGUGAGUCUCGGUUGGAAAUUAUUAACAAACACUCCAGAGAAAGUAUAGUGGACACACGGCAACCUAUACCUACAAACCCAGUCCUGCGGACAGACGAGGAACACCUGUGCUAAAAUAUGUAUAUAUAGUUUUAUUUUUUAUUAUACAUGACGUAAUAAUAAUAAUGUAAAGAUUGGUAAUCAUGGGGCAAGCUUGUACUUGCUCUGUAGUCUGUUACUGAAUAUAGUUAUGUAGCGAUGUAACAUUCCUCAGUGCCUGUCCAUAACUGUGAAAUAUCAAAGCACUUAGGGCCAGAUGCACUGUAAACACUGCAGGUUUAACAUAGACUCUCUAAAGUUUUCAGUUGUAGGUUCUAGGAUAGAGCUGACAUUAACAUAUAUAUUUUUUGUAAAAUGAGCCAGAAUUCUUUUUGACAAUUCCAGGCUUUUCCAUAGAGCUUAUUUAUAUCAUUUUCAAGGUGUCAGCACUGUAGUGUAAAUAGCUUUUUUAAAUCUUUUUAGUGUGAUUUAUACUGAAAUGUGAACCACUUAAUAAAGGUUCAUAACAAUG